CUCUUCCACCACACCUUCAACCUCAUUUGAGCAAGCUAGAUUAUUCCACAACCCUCUUCCAAGAAUCCCACACCUCUUUUUAGAAGAGAGAUUGAGCUAAAGUGAGAGACGGCCAGGGAAAUCAAUCAGAAGUCUUCGUCUUCUUCAAUCAGUUUACAGGCGGCCAUGGAUUUUCAGAUCCUUGGCCUCUGCAAGCUGGUAUUUUCAACUGUUUUCUUGUUCUUUGCUUUAGUGGGCGCUGCUACAUUGCAAACAAAUCCAUCCAGAAAUCAUCACUUGGGCGGGUCAGUCUCGGGUGCCCAGAUCAAUUCCAACUCGGUAUUGGUCGCCCUUUUGGAUUCACACUACACUGAGCUAUCGGAGCUUGUGGAGAAGGCCCUUCUUCUCCAGACUCUCGAAGAGGCAGUUUCUCGCCACAAUAUCACCAUUUUUGCGCCCAAAAACGAGGCUUUGGAGCGGGAUUUGGACCCGGAAUUCAAGCGGUUUUUACUUGAACCCGGGAAUCUCGGGUCAUUACAGAACCUGCUUCUCUUCCACAUGAUUCCCGCUCGCAUUGAGUCCGAGCACUGGCCGGUCGACUCUCAGGGCAGUCUGAAUCACGCAACUUUAUUCCGAGACGCCGGCGGCGAUGAGAAUCUCGUUGUGUCUAUGAAUAAUGGCCAGAGAGAGGUCAGUGCGGCUAAGGUUCUUCGGCCGGACGAUGUCGUUCGUCCCGAUGGCGUCAUUCACGGGAUAGAGCGGGUGUUGAUCCCCAAAUCGGUGCAGCAACAUUUCAACAACAGGAGGAGCUUGAGUUCCAUCUCCGCCGUUCUCCCCACCGGAGCACCGGAGAUAGACACCAGAAACCGCCGAAUCCUGAAGAAACCGACUAGCUCUUCCCCUGCCGGCGCCCCAUCUGGUUUAUCUGUCUAUGACGCCUUGGCCCCGGGCCCAUCACUAGCUCCGGCGCCGGCUCCGGGACCCGGCGCACCCCACCGUCACUUCGACGGAGAAAGCCAAGUCAAGGACUUCAUCCAAACCCUACUGCAUUACGGCGGGUACAACGAGUUCGCCGAUAUCCUUGUAAACCUGACAUCAUUGGCUACUGAAAUGGGAAAACUAGUGUCUGAAGGUUACGUGUUGACGGUUUUAGCCCCCAACGAUGAAGCCAUGGCAAAGCUUAGCGUCGAUCAGCUUACCGAUCCCGGUGCACCGGAGAGAAUAAUGUAUUAUCAUCUAAUCCCGGAGUACCAAACGGAGGAGAGUAUGUAUAAUGCGGUCAGAAAGUUUGGAAAAAUCAAGUAUGAUACCCUGAAUUUGCCCCAUAAGGUGUUAGCUGUAGAAGCCGAUGGAUCGGUGAAGUUCGGAGAAGGAGAAGGGUCUGCUUAUUUGUUCGAACCGGACAUUUAUACCGACGGUAGAAUUUCGGUGCAGGGAAUCGACGGUGUUCUGUUUCCGGCGGAACAGAUCAAGGCUGCCCCUGCCACCACUGCUAAGGUCGUUUCAAAACCAACAAGAAGAGGGAAGUUGAUGGAAGUAGCAUGUAGCAUGUUUGAUUUCUCCAGCUGUCAUUAAAAAUCUGUCAAAAGCAUAAGAGAAAUGAAGAAAAACUUCACAUGGCCAAGACUUGAAAUGCUCUUACAAGAAACAAAAAAAGUAGGAUUACAAAAAUGCUCCUGAAUAAAUAGUACGCAUGCAGUUAGUUUCAGUCCAAAGCUUGCGGGCUGAUGAAAAAUAUGAAGAAGAGGAAGCACUCCCAUUCAAGCAAAACCAGUGAAAAGUCCUCCCAAAAAAUGUAGAUGGUAGAGCUGGAAGUAAUUCUGUUCUUGCCUAUAUUUUGUAAUACCUUGGAAUAAAACACUUGUAAUUAAUUAUACAUAUCAUUUUUUUCAUUUGUAUUCAUGUUUAUGUUUUUUGGUAGAAUAUCUAGGACAAUAUUUUGUGUGGAUAUAUGAAACUGCUAUCAAUAUUAUAUAUGGAGUACAUAAAUUCUACAUAUAUAUAAGCAACUCAAGAGCUGCCUCAUUGAAACAUUGUCAGUUCCAUUCUGC
Messenger RNA from Cuscuta europaea, 2030 nucleotides. The record is from the annotation of a GenBank genome assembly. Lineage: Eukaryota; Viridiplantae; Streptophyta; Magnoliopsida; Solanales; Convolvulaceae.